AUGGAUUAAACUCUUUAUAUGAUUUUAAGAAAUUAAAAUCACAAUCUAUACAAUAAUGUCAGGUCAUUUGCCAGAACCUACAAUGCUCUCUAAAAGGACAUAAUAGAUAAGACUUAUUAUACAGAGACAUUAACAUAUGCAUGCAUCUCGUUGAUAUUAGGUUAAUAAAAAAAAAGUAAAACAAGAAAAAGCAAAUCGAAUUUUGUAACAAACAAACAUGCUCAUAAAUUCAGCUAAUAAAAUAAAUAGAACUCUUAAAAUGAUGCUGACGACUUAGAAAAUGAUCAAGUUAAAAAAGAAGAAAUUGAAUUAGAAGAUAGUUUCAAAAAUGAUAGAUCUGAACAAAAAUAGAGAAGAAGAAUGAUCAAGUAAAAGAUCUAAUUCCAGCUAAGAAAAAAAUUAAUGAAAUACUUAAUAUCAAUAUCAGUGAGUGCAUUUCUAGUUUGUGGAUAUUUCUUAGCUUUUCACUUCCUUUCAACUCAAACGUUUUUAAAUAUUAGCGGAGAGAUUGAUGUAAUUAAAGCUGCAUUCUCUAGAGUAACAUCAAAGGAUAAUAUGCUUUUUGGUAUACUUGACGCCUAUAUAAAUAAUAAAACUAUACUUAUUAAUGGAUUUUAAGAACAAAUAAAUUACUACAAUAGAAGGGGAUAUGAGGAGGAAUAAGAUUAUUAAACAUAACUGUUUCAGAAAUAAAAUCCAUAGGUACCUGAUAGCAUGAAGCUUUAUGAGGUUUAUGAUUAGAAGGACUUUUGUAGUAAAGCUUUUUAGAGGAAAGUUGUGGUCAAUGAUUCCUUUUCAGUAAGCGUAGAUUAUUGUUAAACAGCAGGUAAAGGUGCACUCUAAAAUGGCAUAUUAGCUUACUUCUAUCAAAUGCUUUAAAAGUACCAGUAGAUUUAAUUAUUCUUCAAUGCAACAAAAAGAACAGAAGAUGUUAUAAAGUAAACUAUUGGCUCUAAAGAUUUUACAACUUUGACUGACUUAAAUUUAAGGAUAGUCUAGCAAGCUUGGGCUGACCUUGAAUUAAAAACUUAUAACGAAGUGAAAAAUUUCAAUGAAUAAGAAAAGACUAAAUACAUAAUUCUAUUUUCAUUUUUCGUAGCUAUUAUCAUAACUGUUUUGAUUCUAUUUUUUACAAAAAUGUUAAAUUCUAAUAAAAUGCUAUACUUGAUGAACUACGAAGCUCUUGACGAACAGCAUAGAAAUAAUAUAGAAAUAUUUUUAAAGAAAUAUUGA
This is a messenger RNA of Stylonychia lemnae, 1233 nucleotides long. Lineage: Eukaryota; Ciliophora; Spirotrichea; Sporadotrichida; Oxytrichidae. The record is from the annotation of a GenBank genome assembly.